GCCUUUAUCACCGUUUCCUUAUUGCCACUGCCCGGGAGUAUGGCAUUGUGCUGUAAUGCAAUGCGAUCUGAACCAUGUUCUGUUAAAAAACAGCUAGAAAAGCAUAUGCCUUCUUCUCUGGACAGUAACCGCGGUAACUAGCACGAUGGCAUCUUUGGCCAAGUGAAAUCAGUUUUCUGCGUUACGCUGUAGUUUCCCUAAGAUAGGCUGUCUGCCAACGGCAAAAGCUGCAAUAACCUGCAAAACGCCAAUAAUCAAGCGGUAUCAAUUCAUCAUAAAGGACAUGCAACGAGGAACAACGUCGAGAGAAAGGCUGAAAUUAUGAAGCUCAGUGACCAUGUCUAAGGCUACAGUGAAGAAGCUGCACUGGCGCUCCAAGGUGCAGGAGAGUUUUGUCCCCCUGGGCGAGGCCACUGGAGAGCUGGGCCUGGCAGUCGGGGGCGGAGCCGACUACGGAGAGUUCCCAUUCGUCACUGCGGCUCCUGGGGGCGGGCCCACAGUGGGUGACGUAAUCCUCGAGAUUGGGGGAACCCCGGUGUUGGGAAUGACCCUGGGGGAUGUCAGGGGGGUCCUCAAUUCCUGCCCCCAUCCCAUUCGCAUCAAGACUGUCGCCCCAGGCUCCACCCUUUGCAAGGACCUGAGGCUCUACCUGAGUAAGUGCUUCACGCCGGGUUCCAUGGACAGCCAGCUGCAGCAGGUGAUCCGGGAGAACCUCUAUCUGCGGGCCGUGCCCUGUACCACCCGGCCUCCACGGGAUGGGGAGAUCUCUGGGGUGGACUACAACUUUGUCUCCAUCGAGGAGUUCUUCUCCUUGGAGGAGUCCGGAGCCCUCCUGGAGAGUGGAAAGUUUAAGGGAAACUACUAUGGGACCCCCCGGCCGGUCCACAUCGGCCCGGAAAGCCCCCCCAUUACCUAUCAGGAGCACCGCAACCUGCUCAGGAACUUCCGAACCCGGAGCAAGUCCUUAAGCAACCUGGAGAAGGCGGCCGAGGAAGGAGAGAAUAGCGAGGAGGACUCUGGCCUCUCAGGGGGCUCGGCAUGUGCCAGCAGUGCCCCUCCCCAGGCUUCCUCGCCCAGCCAAUCCCGAGACUCCAAUGGGGGUGAUGGCAGUGCCCUGGAGAACGGCGGGGGUGCCGCGGGCAGGCCUCGAGGGCUCCCGGAGAACUGGGAGAUGGCCUACAGUGAUUCAGGGGAGCCAUAUUACAUUGAUCACAAGUCCAGAACAACCAGCUGGCUGGAUCCUCGAGCCCAGAGUCGAGAGGUUCUCAGCAAGACGGAGUUGCCUCCCUUCACUGACCAGCCCAGCCAGUUAAAGGGCUACUCCGUCCACACGCGCCUGUCCAAGGGUCCUCGGGGAUUUGGCUUCAACAUCGUUGGCGGGAGCCGUUCCCGGGAGUUCCUGCAGGUGUACAGUGUCACACCGGGUGGCCCCCCUGCACUCAACACAGCGGACAUCCUGGUGUACAUCAACGACACCUGCGUUCUGGGAAUGUCCCACAAAGAGGUGGUGGAGAUGCUGAAGUCAGUGCCGGUGGGCGGCAGUGUGGACGUGGUGUUGCGGCGGGGAUACCCCAUGCUGUACAACCCGGACGGCUGCCCCAAGCAGCCGCAAACAUCCCCAGACGCAUGCGACUCCACCGGCCCUCCCCCCCCCGAAGCCGCAGCCUUGCCACGAGCUCUGCAGCAACAGCAGACACCGCAGCAGCCGCCACAUUUUAACCUCAACAGGAACAGGACGCACCUGGAUGGGAGUUUUCCCAGCAUGCAUCAGGGCAUGUCAGUGACAGGGCUGGAUGCCAAUGGGAACACAGCUAACUUCUUUCCACCAGCCCCGCCCUCGUAUACUAACGCUAACGGCCACCUCUCGGGCCCCCCGGGGUCCGGCAGGCUGCCCGGCUCGCUCAUGGGGGCCCCCCCACCCCCGCCACCGGAGCGCAUGUGCAGCAGUCAGAGCGACGGAGAGGGGACAGCGGCCGUCAGUGCGCACAGAUCAUCCCUGAUCCGCAGUCAUGAGCACAACUCUCUGCCAGGGCUGCCUUCCCUGAACACCCACACCCCCAAGUCCUCGGAGAGCGACCUCUCCACGGUCACGCUGCCCAUUUCCAGACUUCCGCUCCCGCAGCCUGAGAUCGGCCCCGGCCCCGGCCCUGGGGGGCUCCUGCAUAGACCCCUGCUUUCCCUCAGCUCCCUCCCACUACCGUCCCCAGCCAGCGUCCAGCCCUGCAUCUUCAACGGCUGCCCAGACCCCAGCCCAGGGAGCGGGAGCAGCCCAAGUACCCUGCCGUCGCCGGGGGCGAUGGGGGUCAGCGGCGAGCUGGUGCCGGUGGCCGUGGGGAAGAGCGAGGUCGGGGGCAUGGGCUUCAGCGUGACGGCAGGGGGCCAGGGGGGCCGGCUGGCCGUGGUGAAGAGGGUGUGGGACCGGCGGCAGUGCCCCUCGCUGCAGGCAGGGGACGCCAUCAUCAAGAUCAACGGCGCCGACGUGCAGAGCCUCAGCUUCGCUCAGGUGCAGAGAGUCUUACAGGAGCACACAAAACAGGGGGAAGUGAUUUUGCUGGUUUACAGAGGAGGCUCAGUGCGUUCUCCUCUAUCGCCUAAUUCCUCCAGGAAGAUUCCUCCCACCCCUCUGGCAGUUACCCCGCUCAGCCCCUCUCCUCCUCUUGACACCAUGCCGGUGCCCCAGACCACUCUCACGCCUCCCUCCCCCUCCCCAGACGUCCCCUCUCUGGUGCAGAGCACCAGUUUCUUGGACUCUGUACCCGUAACUCUAACCCUGGAGCCGAAGGAUUGGCUGCGCGUGGAGGAGGGCGGCACUCAGGCCACGAAGGGGGCCUCAGGGGCCAGGGGCCCCGAGGAGGGGAGGAUCGCUGUAGAGGUGGAGUUGCGGAGGAGCUCUGGAGAAGGCUUUGGGUUUGUCAUCGCCUCCCAUGACAGGCAUCUCAACGGCAACGCCUCCUCUCUGCUGCCUCACCGAUUUGUGACGGUGCGGAGAGGCAGCCCCGCGGCCCGCAGUGGCCAGAUCCGGCCCGGGGACCAGCUGGAGGCGGUGGACGGCCGCUCAGUGGUGGGCCUGCCCCACCGAGAUCUCGCCCAGAUCCUGCGGCGCGCUGGCAACACGCUGCGCCUCACCAUCAUCCCGCGCACCAGCAACAAUGCCCCAGAGCCCACAGAAUUUGACACAGAUUACAGGACAAGAAAAACCCAGAGAGCACCGCCUAAGCUGGACUCCAGGUACUACAGUGUGGAUCUGGAGAGGGGUCCCACAGGCUUUGGGUUCAGCCUGCGUGGGGGCAGCGAGUACAACAUGGGCCUGUAUGUGCUGGGGCUCAUGGAGGGAGGACCUGCGUCCCGCAGCCAUAAGAUGCAGGUGAGCGACCAGCUGGUGGAGAUCAAUGGCAGCAGCACGGCGGGCAUGACCCACAGCCAGGCCGUGGAACAGAUCCGGCGAGGAGGGCACCGCAUCCACCUGGUCCUGAAGAAGGGGGACGGAUACGUGCCCGACUAUGGCCGUAAACCCAGAGCAGCCUCCCCGUCCUCCUCACUUUACCGGGAGGACCCGGGAGUGACUGCCGUUGAGGACCCUGACACUCUUCUCAGGUGGGGUCAAAGGUCGAAGGCAGACAAGAGGGGGGGAGUGAGGAAGGGACAACACAAAAAAAGUGGGAGCCAGGGAAGAAGGAGAGGUGAAAAGGGAGGGAAGAGGACACCCGACAGUGAUCUGGAGGAGAGGAGUGAAAGGCUAGGUCACCUUCGGGGUCAGAGGUCACAGUCUUUGGGGAACAGAGGAAAGGAGAAGGGUGCCCAUAGUUCUCCUCAGGAUGAGUUGGGCAACUGGGGAGGCAGCAAGGAUGAGGAGGUUAUGGAGGGAGCAGGGGACAGAGGGAAGGUGAAGGAAAAGAAGAGGGAGAGGGGGCGACAGGCUGUGGGCGAGGAGAGGGACGACAGGAAGGAGAAAACUAGCACGGGGGAGUUGAAAGAGAGAAAAGCACACCUCCCCUCGGUGAGCGGGAGACUACCCCAGCCCAGAGCAGAGAGGAGCGGAGGGGAUGACAGCAGGGAGCGUCCGCAGCCCUCGGCCGAGACGAAGGGCGACGCCACGCCUGAUACAGCUCCCUUCUCCUUCCUCAUGUCUAUGGACAGAGACACCGAGUCUGAGUCAGGGGCCAGUCUGUCCGGGACCAGCGUUUCCGGGGCGAGUAUAUCGGGGUUCUCUCUCUCAGACACCAUGGUGCCAAGAGAGCCAGCCACCCCCUGGGGCCCCCAGCCCUCCCCCGGCUCCCUGUCCCCCGGCCCCUGGCUCCGACCAAGUCAGCAUAAGCUCUCUCAGAUACUGACGAGCAGCAGGCUGGAAAGAGGGGAUGGAGGACUGUGAUGCUGACGGGCAGCAGGCUGGAAAGAGGGGAUGGAGGACUCUGAUGCUGACGGGCAGCAGGCUGGAAAGAGGGGAUGGAGGACUCUGAUGCUGACGGGCAGCAGGCUGGAAAGAGGGGAUGGAGGACUGUGAUGCUGACGGGCAGCAGGCUGGAAAGAGGGGAUGGAGGACUCUGAUGCUGACGGGCAGCAGGCUGGAAAGAGGGGAUGGAGGACUGUGAUGCUGACGGGCAGCAGGCUGGAAAGAGGGGAUGGAGGACUGUGAUGCUGACGGGCAGCAGGCUGGAAAGAGGGGAUGGAGGACUGUGAUGCUGACGGGCAGCAGGCUGGCAGAGCAGACAUCCAGGCAGCAGACGGAGACAGAGUGGGACACACGCGAGUCCUCCGUGUAUCCGACCUGUCAUGAUUACGCCUUUUUCCAUUUUCACACCGAUCCUCUUGCACGACUGAUUUACCACCAGUUAAACUGACUCCUAGUGCCAUCUAGAGGACACUAAAUCACAUAGCAGAAGAUGGAGCGCAGUUUUCCUUUGGUUGCACCAGCAAUGCUACCCGCUAGUGUUAGAGCCCCACUUGAUAUGUUUGUUCCUAUUUUAACCCUGGCUUUCUAUCUUUUUAUAUUGAGAUUUAUUUACAUUUAAAGCUGGACAUGUAAAGAACUCUGGGACCAAUUUAGAAACCCCUCCAGUCACCAGACCCUACAGCAAAUAGAAGCUUUUCUUUUAACAAUUGAGGUCUGCCCUGUAACACAUGGUGUAGAGUGGAUGCAGUCUUCAUUAAUGGUCGGGGCAGGAGUCAAGUAAAGGUCAGUGUUGAGUUGCCGUUCUGGAAAGUAGCGUGAAAAGUAUGUUCUACCAACAAGGGAUAAAUCGGUCUCUCACUUCGCCUUGUGCCUUUUUCUUCCUGAAACUAAAGUUCAACCAAAAAGUAUUUAUACUGCACAAAAUCACACCUCUGCAGACACCUCCAUCAGAUCACUGUUGGCCAUCGUCACCCUGAUGUCCGAAGAGAAAUUAAAUUUUAUUUAUUGCUAAAGAAAAUGCAAGUAAUAUGAAGUGCCUCAUUCUUAUUUUCAAGCAGGCAGUGGCGUCUGUAUAAGAUAACUGCAGGUGUCUUCAGCGUAGAAUAUCAUUGUCCCAUUGUCCGUUCCAUGCGUGCAGCCGUGAGUCGCAGCGACUUCACAUCAUAUUGAAUGUGCACACAUUUCUUCUUUUCACAUUUAAACAUCACGUUGCUAUUUUCUUAAGAUUUAUCGACUUGCCUAUACGUUUGUAUUAUUGGUUCUGUUGUAUAAACACUUCCAUUUAUUUCAUAACAUGUAAAAUGACCACGGUAUUAAGAUGCCAAUAUCAGUCACUAAAUGUCUUCCUUCUGCCCUUUCCUUUUUGGCCCAGUCUUUUCUCCCCUAAAUCACAUUGUUCGACUCGAGCUUUUUUUGUAUUCAGAGGAUAACAGAGCAUUUUUGGCUGGUCUUCUAUGCAUUUUUGAGGAUUCGCUGGUUUUGAUUUCUGGUUGCGUUUUGAUGAAGGAUGAAAUGCAGACCCUCCCUAUCGGGCAGAGUAACAGAGUGCUGGGUAAAUACAAAUGAGAAGGUGUUGUACUGUACAUGAAUAUGCAUCCCGUGUAUUACCUCACUCCUACGAGCAAUAAGAAGCCAUUAACCACCACUAGGAUGUGUGCACUCCAUGUAAGCCCUCUCUGCUCGUUAAUAUGGAUCAGUGGUUAAUUUCCUAGUGAGCGCCAUUGUUCUGGAAGUUGGUAUGUGCGUAUUUUUAAUCUGAACAUUUGUGUAAAACUGUAAAGGGAAAUGGGCUCAUCCGAUUUUUAUACUGUUGGCGAAAAAAAAAAAGUUGUUCAGGGAUUCAUACAAAUACCAGUAGAUGCCAUGCUUUCCAGAUCUCUGUUUCUAAUCAUUUGCUCGACAGAGGGAUCGGCCCAAGGCUACUUAUAAACCCAGAGGUCUACACGCUUCCCAUUUACAGUAAAGAGCCAGAAAUUUGCUGAAUCAGUUCAAACUAAGUCUCCUGUUUAAGGUUCCAGUAGUAGGAACGAUCCUGGGAAAUGACUGGGCAGCCUUUGGUCACUAAUACACUUAGUCAAGCAUGACCCCGCCUUCAAGCUGACACUGUGGUGGCAGAGUGGAGGUCACUUGUAUUUAUGAUGUGUUGACGGUCACAUCAUUUCAGGACCUGCAUGUAAUGGAAGGAUUUACUCUUUCUGGCACCAUUAGAUUUCAUUUUCCUGUCGAUGUGACCUGCACAUUCUCAGACUUGAUCUAAUAAUAUGUUUAAACGACAACAGGAAAAAAACGACGGCAACGCUUUACUCAAGGGGGCGCAAGCAACUUAGUAACUCAGUUACUACUCAAGUACCAAUCAUGAACAAAUCUAGGAAAUGCAUGAAAUUCAUGAACUAUUAUGAUUGAUUAAUGAUGAAGAAGCAAUGGGAUCAAAACAUAAAUAACAUUUAGUUUCUGGUUAAUUAAUACAUUAAGUAAGAGUGUACUACUACAUUAUUUAUGCCCUUCAAGUAAAGUGUUACCAAAACUACUGUGUCUUACAGAAAUGCAGCAGUAGAGCUGCUCCGGAGGAGUGUCACUUUCAGUAACAAGGUUUUUUGUGUGAACUCUCAUUCUCACAGCAAAACUGGCAGUGUGCUCUACAAUAUAUUAUCACUGCCGGUCUUGCUGUGACAGGAAUUUGCAGCGGAUGGUCACUAGUGUAACAUCAGAUUCAUGCUGGAUAAUUGUCUCUGUGCUCUAGCCAACCUGUUAACAGUGGAUGCAGUUCAUAGAAAUGGCACAGUGCUAGUUCAGGAACAAACUCAUCAACCAGAUGUGCCCAGAAUAGUGAGACAAAAUACAAGCACUGCACAAUGGGGCAUGUGAGGAACGGUGAUGUUUGCAAAAGGUGUAUUUCUCUGGUUCCUCAAAUGUCCUGCUCAAGCACUUUGCACAAUACAGUGCGCGCGCACACGCAUGCACACACACACACAAACACACAUCCCGAUUAACAUUGCUGUCGCAUAUUGUAAUGUUGCACGGUGCAGCCCGUCGCCGAUCUGGCCCGUAAGUUGCACACUUGGAGCGUCAAACCCACGUCAGUGUUUAGGUGCAUGCAGAUCAGCCUGUGUCUUGUUCAUGUACAUACCCUGGCUUUGAUAUUCAUUUAGAUAUUAUUGCAGCCAAAAAAAACAUGCAUUGAAAGUAGCCUUGCGUUAGUUCUCUGCAGCUUCGCAUAUACACAGUAUAUAUGUAUAUAUAUAUAUAUACCUCAUGCUACCUGUCUCACAGACCCUAUGAGUGGAAUGGAGAGCUGCUAAAGGUUUGCCUGCCUGACGUGAAAAGCUGCUGAUGGAACUCCUCGUAGCUGUGGAACCCCUGCUUAGCAGGAGUGUCCCUUUAGCCCCAAAGCACUAGUGGAAUGACAUGCAUGCUUCCAAAGCCCAUAUUCAUGGCUGGGCCGGUUCAGGCCUCAGCGGCUCUGCCCCGCUAUCGUUAAAGCUGGAAAUAGAGCCUGACUUUAAUGACACCCAACCGUAGUUUAAGGUUCCGGCUACAACUAGUCACUGUUCUCCUCUGUCUGCUGACUAAUAAUAAGAAUGAUUAUUAUUAGUUAAUGCUAUUCACUGUGAACAAAUUUCUCUCCUGUUAUGAAUUUUAUGGGGGGGAAAAAAUGACGUCAAAACUAACACCUAAUAUUUUAAUCACAUACUAAUGCCCUGAAAGUAUUGAAAUCUGUUUAUUGCUUGGCAAGCCAAGCAGAAAGCUAAUGAAAAAUCACACCUGAGUUUUUAAGAAAGAAUGCACUCUCACUUGGUAUUAAGAAGUGACGCGCCAACUUUGCACGCAGGUUUAAUUGCGUUCGGCUCAUAAGUGAAGAGAGUUAUGCGACUGUUACGUUUCCCAGCAGAGAAUUGGGGAAUUCUCUCCUCUAGAGUUAUUUCUGUACAGGUUUGACCUUGUAUUUGAGCCGGUGGUCACAUUGACAUUGGUGUCUAUGGCUGUAUGUAUAUAUAAAUAUCACUAUAAAUACAGGUGUACAGUUUUGUUCUAGGAGUAAACUUGUUAUAUUAUUAUUGUUAUGUUUCUGAAUGCAUAAACAGGGAAUUUUGAAAACUGACAAGAUAAAUGCAAUUGCUGAAAUAAAAUAGUUAAAAACA
This is a messenger RNA of Brienomyrus brachyistius, 8529 nucleotides long. RefSeq names its product membrane-associated guanylate kinase, WW and PDZ domain-containing protein 1-like. Gene Ontology annotation, biological process: signal transduction. Gene Ontology annotation, molecular function: protein binding. The record is from RefSeq and is a predicted model, not a curated record. Gene Ontology annotation, cellular component: cytoplasm. NCBI's taxonomy places the organism in Eukaryota, Metazoa, Chordata, Actinopteri, Osteoglossiformes, Mormyridae.